AUGGGGUUCACUUUCCACCGCUCGUCCACACCAACUGCAUCUUCGCCUCCGACGCUGUCCUCUACAGCCCCUCCAACCUCGCCACCUGGGUCGACUCCCUCCCUCUCCGAGUACGACGUGUCGUUCAAGAAUGGGUUUUCUGUAGAUGAUGGUCCUUUGCGGAGGCUGGAUGAUCCCGAAAAUGCACCCUUCCUGGAAAGCAUCAAGAAGUCCGAGUGCCCGAAAGAGCUUGAACCAGGCAAUAAGAGGACUGCUGUUCAUGUUAAUCUUACUAGGCGGGAUGAAGAAUAUCCUGAACCAGUGAAGAGGCAUGUUGCUUUUCAGGGUGUUGGAAGAACUUUAGGUGGCAGCACCUCUGCAGCAGCUACCACUGAGUCAACUGCUGCCGCUCCUCCCCUUACAGGCGCUCCAUUGCCUUCAAUGGGCUUAGUUGUGGAUCAGUCAUUGCCGUCGACCUCUGUUCAGCUAAGGCGGCCUCUUCACUUCUCUGUCAAAAUCUUCGUCUCUGACCAACAAGACAGCAACUUGCUUCAGAUUAUGUACGCCAUGAAAGCUGCACAGGUACAAGCUCCAGCGCACUCCCUCCACAGCGAGCGGUGUCCCUUGUAG
Molecule: messenger RNA, 609 nt
Organism: Pyrus x bretschneideri (Chinese white pear)
Lineage: Eukaryota; Viridiplantae; Streptophyta; Magnoliopsida; Rosales; Rosaceae
Product: plant UBX domain-containing protein 3-like
Exons: 3
Coding region: 1-609 (202 amino acids)
Biological process (GO): Golgi organization; autophagosome assembly; nuclear membrane reassembly
Cellular component (GO): cytosol; nucleus
Molecular function (GO): ubiquitin binding
Source: RefSeq, a predicted model, not a curated record